Vicugna pacos (alpaca) is the source of this 5740-nucleotide messenger RNA. The record is from RefSeq and is a predicted model, not a curated record. NCBI's taxonomy places the organism in Eukaryota, Metazoa, Chordata, Mammalia, Artiodactyla, Camelidae.
UAUUUAAUUUUUUUUAAUGUGUAAUCAAUAACAGUUCACAGAAGAAAAGCUUGGCCAGGCAGAGAAGACAGAAUUGGAUGCUCACUUAGAGAACCUCCUUAGCAAGGCUGAAUGUACCAAAAUAUGGACAGAAAAAAUAAUGAAACAAACUGAAGUGUUAUUGCAGCCAAAUCCAAAUGCCAGGAUAGAAGAAUUUGUUUAUGAGAAACUGGAUAGAAAAGCUCCAAGUCGUAUAAACAACCCGGAACUUUUGGGACAAUAUAUGAUUGAUGCAGGGACUGAGUUUGGCCCAGGAACAGCUUAUGGUAAUGCCCUUAUUAAAUGUGGAGAAACACAAAAACGAAUUGGAACUGCAGACAGAGAGCUGAUACAAACAUCAGCCUUAAAUUUCCUCACUCCUUUAAGAAACUUUAUAGAAGGAGAUUACAAAACAAUUGCUAAAGAAAGAAAACUAUUACAAAAUAAGAGACUGGAUUUGGAUGCUGCAAAAACCAGACUAAAAAAGGCAAAAGCUGCAGAAACAAGAGCUUCAUCUGAACAGGAAUUAAGAAUAACUCAAAGUGAAUUUGAUCGUCAAGCAGAGAUUACCAGGCUUCUGCUCGAGGGGAUCAGCAGCACACAUGCCCACCACCUCCGCUGUCUGAAUGACUUUGUGGAAGCCCAGAUGACCUACUACGCACAGUGUUACCAGUACAUGCUAGACCUGCAGAAACAACUGGGAAGGUGUUUUCCAUCUAAUUAUCAUUGUAACAACAACCAGACUUCUGUGGCACCUGCACCGUCUGCUUCAUCAAAUGUGAUCGGUUCUUCUGCCUUAACUUCAGCCAGUGGCCUAGUCACCUCUCCUUCCAACCUCAUUGACCUUAAGGAGUGCAGUGGCAGCAGGAAGGCCAGGGUUCUGUAUGAUUAUGAUGCUGCAAACAGUAGUGAAUUAUCACUUCUGGCAGAUGAGGUGAUCACUGUUUUCAGUGUCGUUGGAAUGGAUUCCGACUGGCUAAUGGGGGAAAGGGGGAACCAGAAGGGCAGGGUGCCAAUUACCUACUUAGAAUUGCUCAAUUAAAUAGGUGGACUAUGAAAAGACACACCGUAUUUAUGUACAAUUAACUCUUAAUAAAACAGGUUUAAGUAUCUUCCAUGUCUUAAGAGACUGAAAAGAAAAUACCAGCCAUCAGAAACUGGCCUUUCUGCCAAUAAAAUUGCAUGGUAAACACGUCAUUACAGACUUUACGUUAGAGCUUUUAUGCCAAGAAUGUUUUCUUACGAAGUUCUCUUUCUACUGAGGUUUCACUAAAAGCAGCUUCUUCUUUUGAGCCCCGACUUAAAACAGGAGAACUGCUUUCUACUGGAGUUUUCAUUAAUGGCAAGCUUUUUCUUUUAUGUAAAAUAAAUUUAUUGUGAAUUGAUUACCAGUGACUCAUUUAUUAGGUAUAAUUAAUAGCCAAAGAAUAAAGUUGAAGUUUGUUUUUAACUGUUGGUUUAAAAAGAACUCGAGGAUACAAACCUCUUUUGUGAAGAAUAUAAUGUUUCAAAAUGUUUCCGUAAACAGAAAUGCAGUUAAAUGUUUACCUUGUUUUCCAAAAGACAUUGAAUGAUUUCAAUACUGUAUUUCAGUGGGUUGUUUUGGUGUGUGUUGGAGGGGCAGGGGGUUGUUUCAUUAAACACUGCUGGUUUCUUUUAAAUUUAAGAACAGCCCUCAACAAGUAUUACCAUAUUUCUCUAGUAUAUUUGCAGUUAAGAUUCUGAACUAUCUGGGACAAGUUGAGUCCGCUAAAACAGUCAAGUUUUUUAAGAUUGUUUCAGUUAGCACAGUUUAAUGCAUAAUCAGAAUUGGAUCUGUUAAGAAGAUACUGCAGUAGGGUAAAGAGAAUUUGUUCUUAUUGAACAACAAAUCCUUGUAAAAAUAAUAGAAAUAUGGAUUAGUGCAACUGUGUUCAUUAUAGAGUAAACUGCAAAGAAAAUAAUACACUUUUGGUUACUCUGAGCCUACUAAUAAAAUUCUGAGAAUUUGUCAAUGAAUUUAGGUUAUCUUGAACAGGCUCUGUAGUUAUGAAACACACACUGAUGUAAUAAUUAGUGACAUACUUGGAAUCAGAGAAUUGCUGUUUGGACCAUUGCCAUCAGCAGAUUGUUUCUGUGUCAGGAUUUCAGCUCUCAUUUCCAUUCACUCAUCAAACACUGGUUGAGGGCCAGGCACUAUGCUGAUCAACUGGUGAUACUCCCCUGAACAAGAUGCACACACUCCUUUCCCUUGCAGACCUUAGAGACUAGUGGAGGAUACAGAAAAAUGGGUAAGUGAUGGUCAUUGAACAGAAUUAGUGUCAUGAUAGAAGAAAUAUAGGAUACUGUGUUUGGGAGCUUUGAGAGUCACGUAAUUCAGUUUUGAAGAGUGGGAGAUGCUUUGGAAAGGAAGUGUUCCUUCCAGGCAGAGGAAGAAGAUGUGCUGGGCCUGGAGCUAAGAGCGGAGCGCACUCUGACGACUAAAGCGGCUCAGUCUGGCUUGUACAGGAAGCGUAAAGGUGUAGUGCGUUUCUUCAGGGAGUGUUAAUGUGUCAAAAUGGUAUUUUUUGGCACUUUAAAAAAAUGAAUCCUUAACACAAAAGGAUGUUUUAAAAUGGUGUUUAAGAGUUCCUAGUAAGAGCUUGGUAAACAGGUUGAUAAUUUACAAUCUACAUUUUUACAGUAAUUGUUACCCUUUUACUUCUGUGCUAUGAGACGAACGCCUCUGCAAUUUAAUAGCUAUACGAGGUGCUUUGACUCACGCUAUGAAUUUCCAUACUGUUAGCCCUCAGAGCUGCUCAGGCUGCUUAGUUACUUAGAGAACCACUUGAGUGAAGCUUUUUUCCCCAAAAAGGAAGCUCUAGCCAGCUUAGGGGACCAUUUAUUAAGUUGUGUAAGUCCAGACUUAGGUUUUAAAAGAUCGUACAAAACAUUCAGGUCAACUUUAACAGCAGCUAGAAAGUAGGCUUAGCAAAAGGGAAAGAGUGUGGGUGUUGGAGUGAAAUUGUCCUGGGUUCAAAUCCACUCUUCCUCACAUACUGUGCCCUUUGAGCUUCAACUCAAGACGUCAUAUAAACUGCCAUUAUCUUAUUAGUAAAAUGGGAUUAAUAAUUAUGCCACCUUAAGGUUACUGUGAGGCUUUUAUAGCAGAUGUUAUCUUGUAUGUUAGGUAAUUUUUAGGGAAAGGCUUGUCACAGAGUAGAAGCAUCCUGUAAGUGUGUUUCCCUGGUUAACACCUAUCCAGACUGCAGGCCUUGUGUAAGACUGUGUACUAGAGAUACCUCUUUUAUAUCCAUGCUCUGUUCUACUUACCAGUCCUAUCUUUCACCCUCUUUAAAAUCAGACCCAGAUCUAGGUUUAACCUCACCAGUCAGUGUAUAUUUUUAUCAGAACCUUCUGCUUUCUAUCAAAUGAAUGUUGAUUAUGGUUACCCAGUGAUGUACAGUAGUCUUCGAGAAUGCUAGGGUUCAAAGGUUUUUCUGCCUUUGUCUGCCACAAAUCCACCACAACAUGUGGGCUCGUUCUUAUGUUUAUUGCUUUUUAUUUUAAUGAGGUUUUGUUUGUUGGGGGGGUUGGGGUUUAUUUUAUUUUGAUUUUGGACUUAUUUUAUAAAGUCAUAGGCUUAAUUUCUACUCAGGUAAAGGCCCAUAGGUUCUUAGGCAUGGAAGAAAAGCUUGGGAAGCCUAUUAAUUCAUGGUGCAAUUCAGAAUUAUUUACAUAAACUCUGUGCCCCUGAGCUUAAUCUAAAGGUAUAGUAACUUGAAGGAUGCACAUAGGAACGAAAUAGUAGACCUGGAGAUGAUUGUAGACCUUUUACAAACAGAAAAAAGUGAUUGGAUUGUCUCUACAUCUGUCCUCAAAGUAAUUAACCUAAGAGGUCAUUGCGUUAAGUUGUCUUUUAUGGUGCUAAUCAGAAGGAUACAUACUGUAGGAGAUUGGGUCCCAGAAGUGGGGAUGUGCCUCACUCUGGUAACAUGAGAAAUAAGAAAUGUGAGGCCAGGGUCGCAGUGGGUUGGAGUGCGUCUUCGUAGUCUGCUGUCGUCCUCCGCUGAAACAGGAACAGGAUGUGAGUGAGGACCUGGUGAUGGGAGGACAUUUCUGAAACACUGGAGACAGUGAAGGCGCACAGGGCAAGAGGCCGCGGCUCUGUCUGCCCAGAGACAGAGGGGCCCAGCUUGUCUCCAUUGCUGUGCUGACAGGAUUCCUCCAAAAUACCUUGCCUAGUCCUCAAACACCUGGAAGUCUGAAACACAUUGCCCUGGCACGUGGCAUCUCGAGUCUGGGCGAGGAGCCACAGUGAUAGAUGACUUUGCAGUCUGACCUACAGCCAGCUUUGCCUCCGCCCUUCCUCCAGGUGAUAAAGUGGCUCUGACCUCUCGGUGAGACUCAGCUGGGGGAGGGGAAGUUCUACGCACACUGUCACUUCUCCCGCAUCCUCCUAAUGGGGAAGCCUGCUCAGCAGGGAAGUGUUCUCAGUGUGAGACCCCCAAGACAGGGCAAUGUCAGCAUCACUUAGGAGCCUGUUAAAAAUGCUGAUUUGUAUUUCCAAGUACUAUGUACCUUUUCAUGUACUUACUAUCCUUUCAAAGGGCUAUAGAACUAGUCUUAGGUCUUCUGUGUAACAUUUUUAAGAAUAUUUCAGCAUAAAAACUGAAUUCUGAUCUUUACUGUGUUCUAGCACUGAUCAUAUAAUUACUUUCAAUAACUUUUUUAGUAUAUAUUGGUCACUCUAGAAUGUACAUUCCCUGAGAUUGAGGCUCUAAUUCUUGUGAUCACAGUUAAAUUCCAAACUCUUAGUACAAGACCUAAUACAUAGUAUGUCCUCAAUAAAGAUUUGUCAGAGAGAAAAAUGCAAUUCUUAAGCCUUAUCCAAGAUCUGCUGACUCAAACUCUGGGGAUAAGACCCAGCAUUCUGUCUUUACAAGCCAUUGAGGUGAUGGUUAGUCUCAAGUUUGAGACUCACUUCAGUAGAACAAAGAAAAUGUAACUUACCUUCAGGCCUGCUAUUUGACAUCACUUGGGAAAUGCUCCCUGCCUCUGCCGUCACCAGCAACACUGCUCGCAGGUGUACAGCAGCCUUGCUGGGCCUGUGUUACACGUGGACGUGAAGGUACAAGGCACGCUUCGUGUAAGUGAGGAAAACACUGCUUGGAAUGCCAGCACCUGGUUGCUGUGGAGGUUUCUAGGGAUGAAUCCCUUAGUCUGCAGAAGGGUAAGCACCACCACCAGCCACGCUUUCACUCGGCACAGGGACGAUUUGACAUCAGAGCCCCCUGACAAGCCAUUUAAGCUGUGCCAGACUAACAUGUACAUCCUUGUGCCUCAGGUUGCUAAGCUCCACUCUCCCUACUUCAGAGGAGACUUUUUAAGCAUUGCUAAUGUUUUCUUUUUUAAUAAUACAAGGCAUAGAUAUGUUGAUAAAAAGGGUAAAAAAAAUAAAAUACAGUUUAAAAGAUAAAAAUCACCUGUAAUUCCACCAUCCAGGGAGAACUGCUGUUACUUAAGUGUAUAGACUUCCAGAUUCUUUGUGCAUUUAUAGGUUUUUUUAAAAUGGGGUCAAGUUGUACAUACUGUUUUGUAACCUUUUUCACGUGACAGUACCAUGACUAUCCUGCCAUGUCAAACAUAUUUCUGUAUCUCUUUUAAUGGCUGCAUGGCGUCUUGUCGUAUGUGCCACAUUUUAUUAAACUACUGUUUCUAGGUUGUUUCCAAUUUUUCACUAAUAAACUGCUUUAAAGAACAA